Molecule: messenger RNA, 5806 nt
Organism: Anguilla anguilla (European eel)
Lineage: Eukaryota; Metazoa; Chordata; Actinopteri; Anguilliformes; Anguillidae
Product: myeloid-associated differentiation marker homolog
Exons: 2
Coding region: 369-1253 (294 amino acids)
Cellular component (GO): membrane
Source: RefSeq, a predicted model, not a curated record
UAAAGGGGAAGAGGAGGAGGGAGAGAUGAGGGACAGAGAACGAAAUGGAAACAACGAACGAAAUUUAAGACCUAAUUUGGUUAGGAAUGGGCGGGAUGGCGCCGGGGAAACGUCUCUUGUCUUGUGUAGUUGUAAGAACGCGCGAGGAAUCAGAGUUGUGUGCCUCGGGGCAGAAAGGCGAGACUUAAAGAGCCGCGGAGUGGAUAAAGAAAAGGUUUGAGAGCGCACCUGCCCGUCACCUCCGUCUCCUCCCACUGACGUGCCGAACGACAGCGCUCCUCGGAUCCCGCAGCCCAGAGAGGCCAGCACUCGCUCACGAACACACACACACACACACACAGAAAACAAAACACGAGCGGCGUCCCACAAUGCCUCUGGUAGUGAUGCACUCGUCCCCCCUGUUUUGGGCGCGGCUGGCGGCCAUGGUGCUGGCGUGCGUGGCGUUCAGCGUGGCGGUGCACGGGGCGAACCUCUGGCACGGGACGGGCGACUGGUGCCUGUUCUGCUGGGGCUUCAGCUUCGUGGGCACGCUGCUGGUGCUGCUGGUGGAGGCCUUCGGCCUGCAGGCCCGGGCCCCCGUCUCCUGGAAGAACUUCCCCAUCACCUUCGCCUGCUACGCCUCCCUGCUCUGCCUGUCCGCCUCUAUCAUCUUCCCCCUCUACUUCCUGAAGGGCUACCCGGGCAGCGACCGCACGCGCGACUACCGCAUCGUGGCCACCGUCUUCUCCUGCCUGGCGACGGUGGCGUACCUGACGGAGGUGAGCAUCAGCAAGGCCCGGCCCGGCGAGGUGGUGGGCUACAUGGCCACCGUCCCCGGCCUGCUCAAGGUGUGCGAGACCUUCGUGGCCUGCGUCAUCUUCGUCUUCAUCAGCGACCCGGUGUCCUACAACCACCACGACGCACUGAAGUGGUGCCUGGCGGUGUACUGCGUUUGCUUCAUCCUGUCGGCCGCCAUCAUCGUGCUGUGCGUGGGCGAGUGCACCGGCUGCCUGCCCUUCUCCUUCGCCCGCUUCCUGUCCGCCUUCGCCCUCCUGGCCGUGCUCAUGUACCUGUCGGCCGCCAUCAUCUGGCCCGUCUUCCAGUUCGACAGCAAGUACAGCCGCCAGACCAGCCGCCCGUCCUACUGCAGCAGCAGCGCGGGCCUGUGCCCCUGGGACAAGCUGGUGGCCGUGGCCGUCCUCACCGUCGUCAACUUCCUGCUUUACCUGGCCGACCUGGUGUACUCCGCUCGCCUGGUCUUUGUCUCUGUGUGAGGGGAGGGGGGGCGGAAGGGGGUCGUGGGGUUGGGGAUGAAAAAAAAAAUGUCUUCCUUUGGUUCCUGCUCUUCAAAGAUCUUCUUUGCUGUUUAAAAAAAAAAAAAUGUGGAGCAUCUUUGGUUCUGAGCUCCCUGGUGUCCCACAAUGCACCUCUUCUUAACCGCUUGCCUCAAAGGUAUAAUGUAAGACCCUGACGUUCCCACCAAUAGCAUUGCAACAUGCAGUAACCAGCCAGUACAAAAUCCCUGUUUUGCCGUCUCAUUGCUGCAUCUGAUUGGUGACAUUUAAAUUCCAAGAGAGUCUUGCUGCAUCUGAUUGGUGCAUUUAAAUAACGAGAGUGUUAACAGCAUGUGAGCCCCCCCCCCCAUCAUUGAUUCAACAGACUCACUAGAUGCUCAGCUCUGUGUUCCCCCACAUUUAAGCAUUCCGACUGUGAUAUUUGUGUAGGGGCAUGACCAAGUACAAUACCGUGACGAUGGAAUAUCCUGUACUGUAAUAUAGCGCUGGAAACUCCUUUUACUAGUCCCAGUCUUCUGUAAUUAACAGACCUGGGUCAAAUGCUAGUAUUUGCUUUGGUCGUAUUUUGCAGGAUCAGUUACACCAGGCAAGAUCAGCAGAGCACAGAAAAGUAUUUGAAUCCAAAACAAAUAUGUAUUUGACCCAGGUCUGGUGAUUAGGCAGCAGUCAGGACAAUCGGAACACAGUAGCUGAGUAUCUGGUACGUGUGUGUCGAACCUGUGACCCCGGCCGAGACAGCUCUUUAAAAAAAUGGUGUUUAGGCUAAAAGACUUUCCUGAUUGGUCCAGACGGCUGCUCGCACAUCUCACCUGGUCCAUUUAAAGUGUUAUGGGUAAAUCAGUUUGUGGGAUUUUCGUGGUCGAUAACCGCAAAUCGUUUUUGGAAAUGUAAAAACGCGGGACUCCCAAGCAUUCUGUCAGUCUGGCUGUCUGUACCCCCAAAAAAACCCAGGGUCACCCCCAAAAGAAAGCAGAGACGGCCUGUCCCCAAAAGCAAUGGAGCCCUCUCUUCCAAAAGAAAUACCGAAAACAAAAGCAAAGCCAAAAACAGAAGAAUAUCCAACAUUAGCUGCAAGAAAAGAUACUGUUUGUGUAUUCUGUGUUGAGCUUUCAGUGUUAAGGGGAUCAUAUGAAGUGUUACAAAAUAAGUGAGUCUGAAUUUUAAAGAUUUUCUUUCAUUUCGACUGAUUUUACUGCAACUGCCUCUGUUUUGUUUUUUCACACGAUAAGCCAAAAUUAUUGUAACUCCUUUAAAUUUUACAUGUUUUUAUACACAUGAGUAAUGACUUGAAAAUUAUUUGAAAUCACAGACUCGUUGUUUUAUUGCUUGUUUAAUUGUAUUACUGUAGCCCAAAGUGCCUCUAACGUGUUUAUCAUUUUAAAGAGAAAUAACCAGCUAGUUAAACUGCUGUUAUAUUUCAAAGCGUACAUAUAAUAAUUUGUGUUAUAAUUUUGUUGAUAUAAUUAUUUGCCUGGGGCCUGUAUCAUGAAGCAAGAUUACUGUUGUUGGAUAACUGCACUGAGGAAAAACCCACUUUUUACUUCAGUUCCUGUUGCAUAUUUGGGAGGGUCCAGGUUUUACUUAGUGCAAGUUAUCCUGCUAAAUCAGUAAUCCUGCUCCAAGACACAGGCCUCUGUUCAUGGUUGUUAUUUGCUUUUUUGCUUUUUGUUUGUAAACCAAUUUUGCCAGCAUUAGGUGUAAUUUUUGGUAACUGAGGCCUAGAAUGGCUAUUUUAAAGGCUUUUUGGAGCACUGGAGAGUGGAGAUGGUUAAAACCAAGAUUAUUAUGUAUUUUCAAUUCAUUUUUAUUUCUAUAAUAUGUUUGAAUUUGGUUUCCAGUGUCAUUUUCUGGUUUAGUUUCAAGUCAAUCUUUGUUGCUCUUUUGGACAUCCAUGCCUGUUUCCUUUUUGUAUUAUCUUGCGUUAGUUUUAGCUGCAGGGGGGCAAAUGCAAGUAUCAGUUAAUUUUCAGUGCCAUCAAUCACCUUUGCCUUAGAGUGGAAACAUCGACAGCAAAUUAACUAGACACUUAGACACAUUUGGUUUCGCAGUAUAAAUACGCCAUUUUAGUUUGCUGAAGUGAAUACCUUUUUAAAGUAACUGAUUUAAAGUAACAUUUUUUAAAGUAACAUUUCAUGGACUAAUGUGAACAAAUGAUUACCAAUGAUUAAGUAAUAUAGGUUAUAUAUUACUUAAUAUAAUAUCCUUGCAUUUAUAUAGCACUUUUCCAAAUGCUCAAAGUGCUUUACAGCGAUGAAGGGGAACUCACCUCACCCACCACCAAUGUGUAGCACCCACCUGGGUUAUACAUGGCAGCCAUUUUGCAACAGAAAGCUCACCACACAUUAGCAAUGUGGAGAGGGAGAGAACAUUUUUUUAGCCAAUUAAUUCAGUUAAAUCAGGGGAUGAUUUUGGUGGCAAGUUUGCGAGAGCCAGAUCUGGGAUUUAGCCAGGACACCAGGGAAUCCCCUACUCUUUGUGAUAACUGUCAUGGGAUCUGUAAUGACCACAGUGAGUCAGGACCUCGGUUUAACGUCUCAUCUGAAAGACGGCAUUUCCUACAGUCCCCGUCACUGCACUGGGGCAUUGGGGUUUAUUUGAAGGAAGAUUGCCCCCUGCUGGCCCACCAACACCACUUCCAACAGCAACUCAGUAUUCCCUGGUGGUCUCUUAUCCAAGUACUAACCAAUCCCACACUUGCUUAGCUUCAGCCAUUCGGCAGGAGCAGAGUGCAUGGAGGUAUGGCAACUGACGACUAAUAUAUAAUAUAUAGAUCUUUUUAGCCACAAAAGGCAAAACGCAAAGCUUCUGACAAUUAACUGACGUUACCGCAUACCUAACAAGAAGCUUUUGGUGACUUUUAAAAGUUGAAAAGGUACAGUCCAGUAUUUUUAAUCUAUUCAAAAUAACCCCAGAUCCCUAUAUCAUUCGCUGGCCAUGGGAUUGAGGUGCAUGGGGUGAUAGCUAGCAAGGUUUGAUCACUGUUUUGUCUUAACUCUACACUUUUCCAUUUAGAGUGUUUAUAAUACACUAUGUAGCGUAUUGCCAUCUAGUGGCUGCAACUGCCUGGACGCCCAACAGACAGGUCAAAAGCUUUUAUCAUCUCUUUUGUUAAAAAAUAUAAAAAAUUAAACGAUAUGAAAAUUACAUCUGUUUCCAUUUAUUUUAUUUAGAUUGAGACUUCGGUUUCAGUUUAUUUGUAGUUUCUCGGACAGGCAUGUUUCUUAUUUUUUAUUUCAGUUAAGGAAUAUGUUGUUUUUUUUCACAGCUUGUGUUCAUUUAAAUUUUCAUGUAUGAUAAUAAGCUGUAAAACAUCACUAAUUACAUUCUGCUCUAAAAAUGUUUUGGUUGGCCAUAUGACUGCCAAUGUGCAUACAAUACCCAGAAUUCUUCUGACAUUCCUACUCUCAGUUCCUAUUCUAUGAACUGAUAUUUUCAAUUUCCAUUUGCCACCUGAUUCUGAACUGAUUUCACAGGAGUUCAAAAAGUAUAUUGGUUUGAAUUUAACUGUGCUUUUAAAUAUGCUAAAAUGGCCAUAGAUAUUUAUUUAAGGUCCUUAGUAGUUUAUUGGGUGAGAAAGCAUUGAAGAAAGAAAAAUAUGUAGUUCCAUUCAUUUAAGAACAAAUUUAUAGUAUAGUCUGGGUCCAUGUUUUGUAACCUCAGCAUAGCUUGCCAAUAUUGCUAAUGAGAUAAGAGCACCCAUUGCCUUUAAAUGCUAAUGAGAUAAGAGCACCCCUUGCCUUUAAAUGCUAAUGAGAUAAGAGCACCCUUGCCUUUAAAUGCUAAUGCGAUAAAAGCAUUACAUCCUUUUUAAUGCUAAUGAGAUAAGAGCACCCCUUGCCUUUAAAUGCUAAUAAGAUAAGAGCACUAUUUCUUUUAAAUGCUAAUGAGACAAGAGCACCCCUUGCCUUUAAAUGCUAAUGCGAUAAUAGCAUCACAUCCCUUUAAAUGCUAAUCAGAUAAGAGCACCCCUUGCCUUUAAAUGCUAAUGAGAUAAGAGCACUCUUUCCUUUAAAUGCUAAUGAGAUAAGAGCACCCCUUGCCUUUAAAUGCUAAUGCGAUAAAAGCAUCACAUCCUUUUUAAUGCUAAUGAGAUAAGAGCACCCCUUGCCUUUAAAUGCUAAUAAGAUAAGAGCACCCUUUCUUUUAAAUGCUCAUGAGAUAAGAGCACCCCUUGCCUUUAAAUGCUAAUGAGAUAAGAGCACCCCUUGCCUUUAAAUGCUAAUGAGAUAAGAGGAUUACUGCCUAUAAAAUGCCACAAUACGCCCCCUUUUAAUUUCAUAGCUUUGGACAAUUAUUUUAGUUCCAUUUCAUCUAAAAAAGAAAACCUAUCAAAUUACAGGUGCAGUCAAAACAAGAAGGAUAGGAGUGGUUGUAUUGAAAGGAGAAUGGACUUGGGAUAUGUGGGGGGGGUGAUAAUUCAAACAGAGGGAUGACUCUAAGCAGAGGCUUUGACUGUUUAUAUUUUCCCUACACGUCUGUGUGCGGCUGUUAUGUGAUGUACUGCGUGUUUAAAUAAUAAAAGAAUAAAAGAA